Molecule: messenger RNA, 6849 nt
Organism: Electrophorus electricus (electric eel)
Lineage: Eukaryota; Metazoa; Chordata; Actinopteri; Gymnotiformes; Gymnotidae
Gene: setd5
Product: SET domain containing 5
Biological process (GO): regulation of DNA-templated transcription
Cellular component (GO): Rpd3L-Expanded complex; Set3 complex
Source: RefSeq, a predicted model, not a curated record
UCGAUGCCGGUGAGGAGGGGGAUGGGCACCACUGCAAAUGUUAAGGACCUGAGAUAGAAUCACAGCCUUGUAACACAGAGAGCUGUGCCUACCCCAUAUAAAUAUCGACCAUAAUUAUUGUAAAACAACAUUAUAAAUGGAUGCAACCAAUAGGAAUUCAAAAUAACAUUCGAAGGAACUGCUAUGGCCCAGACAGAAGAGGGUAUGAAACUUUCACCCACUGCGUAAGGGACAUUAAGAAGUUUGGAAGGUACCCCGGGAGAGGGAGCUACCUCUCGGCUUACAUCUUACAGGAAAAGCCGAGGUCGCAAGGAGAGGCCUCGUUGACUGAUUCGCCUUGAUGUGGGAAUAUUUAAAUACAGACAAUUGUCAAAAUAGGAUAUUUAUCUGAACUGAGUUGGAAUGACGGGCUGGGUCUCCUGAUGUGCGUGAGGUGCUGUGAGUGGCACUGCGGCGCCCCGCCUCUGGUGUGCUCUGUCGCUGCCAUCCGGACCUCGUGAUCCCUUCCUCCCUCCUUCCCCCUCCUCUCCUCCUCUCCCCCUGCCCCUCCAUCCCUCUCCCCUCCCCCUUUACCCCCCCUCCCCUGCGGCGCUGUGCUUGAAGUCAUGAGCAUAGCAAUCGCACUGGGAGUCACCACACCUGAGACACCUUACACAGACAUGGCCGCCGGUUCAGAUCCCGAGUCAGUGGAAGCGACGCCUGCAGUGAACGAGAAGACCUACUCCAACCACAGCUGUGGGAGUGCACAGAGUCAUGGCUACCGGGGCCUGCCCUACGCUGAUCAUAACUAUGGAGCUCCACCCCCUCCCACCCCUCCCACCUCCCCACUCUCCCAAACCAUCAUCCCCCGACUGGAGCUCAAUGGCGCCCUGGGCUGCCCCCGCCCCCGCUUCCACCCCAACAACCCUGACAACUCAGCCGACAGCGAGAGCUCAUCAGAGGAGGAGGAGGGCGCCGUGCCGGCCGGCUGGUGCCGGUGCCAGUGCCGCUUCACACAGGACGGCUACCUCAUCAAGUGCGAGAGCUGCAGGGGUCUGGACAGGAGGAAAGGGCUAGAUGGACAGCGUCGCAAGCAAGACAAUGUGUCGGUAGGAGAGAGCAGCGCUACAGAAAGUGGAGACGAGGAAGUGUCCGCUGCCACAGUGUCGUACACGGCUACUCAGCACACACCCACCAGCAUCACUCUCACCGUCAACAGAGUAAAGCGCAGCAAAGCCAAGAAGAGGAAGAAGAGCACAGAAAAAACACGUGCCACCCCUAAAGCCAAGAAGGUCAAGGCUUUUAGAGAAGGUUCCAGAAAAUCCUUGAGGAUGAAGAACUCCACCAGCGAGGCGAGCGUGUUGGACGAAAACACAGCUGAAGGCUGGGAGACGCGGAUCCGCCAGUGGACGGACCAGUACGAGGAGGCCCAGGUCAACCAGUACAGCGCUGACGUGCAGACACUGCUGCAUGUCCAUCGCUCCGCCUCCAAGGGCUCACCCAGUUCUCCUGCACUCACCAUGGACACCAUCAACCGCACAGAGUUGGCCUGCAACAACACCGUGCUCAGCUCACAGAUGCAGUUACAGCUGGGUCGUGUGACACGCGUGCAGAAACACAGGAAAAUCCUACGAGCUGCGCGGGAUUUGGAGCCCGACACGCUCAUCAUCGAGUACAGAGGCAAGGUCAUGCUCAAACAGCAGUUUGAGGUCAACGGCCACUUCUUCAAAAAGCCCUACCCAUUUGUCCUGUUCUACUCCAAGUUUAACGAGGUGGAGAUGUGUGUGGAUGCACGGACAUAUGGUAAUGAUGCUCGCUUCAUCAGGAGAUCCUGUACACCUAAUGCUGAGGUGCGGCAUAUGAUUGCAGAGGGAAUGAUUCACCUGUGUAUCUAUGCUGUCACUCGCAUCUCUAAAGACUCUGAGGUCACUAUUGGCUUUGACUACGAGUUCAACAGCUGUAAUUAUAAGGUGGACUGUGCAUGUCAUAAAGGCAAUCAGAACUGCCCAGUUCAGAAACAUAACCAGAGCCCCCUCGAGUCUCUGCUGCCCCCACCACAUAACCCUCUGCUUGCCCUUCCGGGGGCGGAGACUCGCAGGAGGCGUGCCCGGCGGAAAGAGCUAGAAGGGAGUGGUGUCAUUGGGGGUGUUUCUGAUGAAAGCAACCAGCUCCUGGAUGAACCUGGGGAGGCACAUGGAGCUAGUGAUGCAGAGGAGGGUCUGGUAGAUGGACUGAAACGGGAGGAGGGGCAGGAGGACGUAGAUGAAAUUGGAGUCCUCAUGCCAAACAGACGGUCCCGAGAGGACCGGAAAGCUGAGGCCAUCAUGCAUGUGUUUGAGAACUUGGAGAAGAGGAGGAAACGUGGCUCUCAGGGCACGGAAAGGGGUGGCCCUGAUGACCUGAAACAGGAAGGGGUGGAACCUGAGGAAGGUGGGGUCUCCUCCCCCAACCCUGGUCCAAAUGCAGGCACAUUGGGAGGAGUCAGCACGCGGCGCACCUCAUUCGCUCCUGACCCAGCAGUCGCCUCAGUUGAGUCGGAAAGGGUCCCCUCUGCCGCCCUCGCCGCCCCCAAACCUCCCCCCGCCCGCUCCUCCAAACCACGGCCCAAGAGCCGCAUCUCCCGCUACCGGUCGGGCUCGGCCCAGCGGGCACGGCGCCAGCGGCAGGCCCUGCUGGCACAGCAGGCGGCCGAGGCGAGUGCAACUAUUGGAGGGGAGGAGGGGGGCAGUGCUGCUGGCCCGGGGGAGCUGGGGCCCGGGGACGGCGCAGUGGGGCCCGGACAGCCACAGGAUGGGGAAGGCAGUGGAGCACCUUCUGUAGCGCCGGGCAGCAAGGCCAGUGUUAGAUACCCCAAAACCAAAAAGUACCUUGUGACAGAGUGGCUAAAUGACAAGGCUCCAGAGAGGGUGGAGGAGCCCGUGGAGCGGCCCCUGCGUAUCACCACCGACCCCACAGUGUUGGCCACCACGCUCAACAUGCUGCCAGGCCUGGUGCACUCCCCCCUGAUCUGCACCACCCCCAAACAUUAUGUGCGCUUUGGCUCGCCCUUCAACCCUGAGCGGCGGCGCCGGCCCCUCACCGUUGACCCCGCCUACGGCUCCUGCAAGAAGAGGUGGAUAAAGCAGGCGCUGGAUGAGAGCAUGUCAUCUGGUUCUAUGGAAGAUGGCACCAACUCCACCUCUUCACACCAAAGUAACAGCAGCUGCACGGCCUCCUUUCCCUCCAGACCCGAAGUGACGGCACCCUUUAAAAAGAGGAAGUCAAAGUAUGCAGCUGAGACGGUGGCCCCACCUCCUGACCUUCUGCUGCGACCCCUGUCCCCCAUCACGCCGCCGCUGCCCUCUGAGCCCUCCCUGAGCGCGCUGCACCCGCCGCUGUCAUCAUGCUCGCUGUAUUUAGGGGCUGAAGAGGAGAGGCAGAACGGCGGCAUGCUGCCCUUCUCUCCUCUCACGUCCCUCCCCGCCAGUCGAUGCAACACACCUCUGCAGUUUGAGAACAUCUCAUCUCCUGAGGCAUCUCCUGUACACCGACCAGAGUCUCUUUCUCCAGAGCCCUGUUUGCGGUCAGACUUGGACACACAGCGGAUCACUGCCUUCCCCGAGCUGUCCAUGACUUCCAGCCUUGGCAGUCCAACCCUUGUGUCUGAUGACUUCCCCCUGGCUUCCUCAGACACCCUGGGUGGCUGUGGAAGUGGAGCCUGCCUCACUCCGGCCCCUGGACCCAAUGUCAGCGAAGCUUCUUUAAGCUCACGCUCCAAUGAGGCCCAGGCUCGAGACCAGGUGUUUAGGACCGAGUUCAACCUCAUCUACACCUGCUCUCCCCUCAAUGCCAACCUCACCACUGGCCCUGCAACUGACAGGCGCCACUCCCAAUCAGAGGGCAGUUUUUCACCUGCCGAGUCCUACUUCAGCAAUGUGAGUGGCCAGGGUCUGCUUGCAGAGGCGGGUUCUGGUUCUCUCUCGCCCUACCCAGAACCUCACUUUGGAAGUGGCACACCUCCUCAUACCAGCAAUCCACCACAGAAGAAGAAGAGGGCCAUGGGGAGUGGCGUUAGUCAGCUGCCAGGCUUGCCUGGUUACCAGGCACUAACUGUAAGGGGCGAAUUCAAGCCAGGGCAGAAUAUGGUCUCUUUGCUGGAGUACAGAAAGAGAAAGCAGGGGGCACGGGACCCUGAGCCUGGAAGCUCCAUGGGCACCCCCACACGCUCUGGCUCUCUCUGCCAGAACACAGAGUCCCCGGGUGGGCCACGCUUACUGCUGCAGCCCCCUGCCUCCCCACACAGCUCAUUCUCCUCUCCAGCUCACCAGGUUUUCCCACAGAUAGAGGAGGUCAGUCCCCCUGACCUCAGCACCAACACUGGAACUCAUGCUCAGACAUCCGGUUCCCGUGGAGCAGACUCCACUCAGUGGAUGGUGCCAACAUCAGUGGAGAGGCUGAGGGAAGGGCAGGGGGUUUUGGAGAGGGUUCUGAGGAGCAAUCUCAAAAUGGAGCGAGUUCUUAAAAGGUCAGAUGGUGGAGCUAAUGACCAUGGUAACAACCGAGACAAAGAUACAGAUGGAGUAGAAGCGGUUAGAUAUGAUUCCCAGAGUUCAUCUUUGGCCUCCCCCAUGCGAAGUCCUCAGAGGUACAGUCCAUCUGUACACCCACACCAGGUGCAGCCUCACCUGUCAGAAUCACAUCAACAUCUGGAAAGCCCUGCCUAUCACCAGCAGAGCUCCUCCUCCCCAUUUGGGCCCUCUUUUAGCUCCUCCCCUUCACCCUCCUCUUCAACAGUGGGUCAGAGCUACCACCCCACUCGACUAGGCACACCCACUCCUCUACCACAGGAUGCACUCUCCUCUUCAGUACCUCUUCCUUCAGUGGACUCCAGACAGACAGGGGGCGCUCUGCACCAUCACAGCAGCAGUGGCGGAGGAGGGAUGGAUAUGUCGCAUCUCUACUCUGGCAGCCAUCUCAAAGCCAGCGUCUUGAAUAGCAGUCUGUCAGGGCCUGUCAGUGUGCCCACCAGAGGCCAGGGGCACCCCAAAACAGACAGCAGUGCUGCCAUUAGCAGCCAGCCCUCCCAUGGUUCUAGACUAGCCCAGCCACAUACAGUGCGCAGCCUAAAGCCAGGCAGCCCAGGGCAGGCGGUGUUGCAGACGAGCUCCAGGCUUCUGCCAGCCACUGGGGCACAGCACUACCCACAGCGGCAUUUACAACAGUCCCCUAUGCAGGGUUCAGGAGUACGGACUCAGUCUGGGACCUACUAGGACCCGAAGAGUGAGUGAGUGAGUGAGUGAGUGAGUGUGUAUGUGUGAGUGUGUGUGUGUCACCCUCCUCAGCUAAACCUCUAGACAAACUUUGGGUAAGGGGAGAGGACUGGAUGUACAGACACGAGGAGUAUGGACUAAGCCUCUUGUAAUGAUCGUCUCUGUUCUUACGUUCUCUACUUUCCUUUUUUUCUUUUUUUCUUUUUUUUUUGUCUUUCACCAAAAAACUGCAUUUCUGCAUUCUACACAGCCUAACGUGAAAUUCAUUAUCGUAUUGAAAUCAGUGGAAAUUAAACUUUAACAAGACAUUGGGGGUGGGCUGGGGGGUCAAGAGUUAAAUCAUGUGUAAAUUAAAAUUUACCCAUAUGCUUUAAAGACAUGUACAGAUCUAAUGUGCAUCAUAGAUGGUAAAUUGAGUCAGGCACCUGUGCUAAAAUAAAACCACCUGCCGAUGCUCUGUAACCAGGUCGGAACGUGUUAGAUCAGCUAGAGCGUUUGGUGCUUUCAAUUUGUUCGUUCAUCAAAGUCGGGUCAGGCCGUUUGAUAAUUCACUGACAGCAUAAUUUGUCAAUGUUUGUCAGCUUUGUCUGUAGUAGUCACGCAGGUAAAGUCGAUUUGCUUAGCCCUUUCAUUCAUUCCAUCCAGUUGAAGUCAAUCAUUAGUCGUUUAGGCUGAGGGAUCAGGACUGCUCUGUGGCAGUUCCAUUUAUAGUCAUUUUAAAUCUUCUUUUGGUUUUGUUUUGUCACACAUCUGUAGACUCACUCUGUAAUACUUGACAACCACAGAUCUUACGGUGCUGCAGUUGGCUCAGUUUAUUUGUUUGACUUGAUUUCAGGGUUGUUGUGAACCCAGUGUCAUGUUGUCCAAGAUCAGCCUGUUCUCAUAUGACAGCUAUAUCUCUGAACUGGUUUCAUUUUCGUUUUUGAAAUUCGGGUUCUAGCAAUCGUUGAAACACCCUGGUGACUAGGAAUGCACAGGACUUUUUUUGAAAAUGAAGCUGCAGAAAUACUGUUUUUACUCCGUUAUAGGAUUUGUUUCCCUCCCUGUUUUUGAAUCCUGCAGGAUUUUUUUUAAUUUUCAUAUUGUUGAGAAUUUAUUUUUCUCUCCCUCUGACCAAUCAUUGCAUUCCAUAGGCCAGUCAAGGAAGGAUGGGAUGAGAGCCAUGGCAGAAUGGUUUUAAUUGGGAGGACGAAAAAAGACAGACAAAAGUCAAAAUGUUAGCUGCUGGGGUCUCAUAAUAAGUAUUUUAACACAAAGUGCUGCUUUCAGAAGUGUCUGUUUUUUGACAGAAUGCUGUACUUUUGUCUCUUGUCUGAUAUUCAUCACACAGUGAGGUCACCAAGUUGUGCCAAGAUCACAAGAGUGAAACUGAAUAUCCCAUCAAAUGAAACAGAUGCCUGGAACUUGGGAACUGUAGUCUUUGUUUUGAUUGUCUGUUGGGUAGACUAGAGACGGACUGAAGCUACAGUGGCCCAGGAAAAGGUUUUUGCUUUUCUUCCCUUAGUCAAAGGACCUUGCAGAGUUGGGGCAAUGGAUGGGUUCAUUUUAUCAGCUUCUGGAACACAUUUUGACCUUUGACUUUUUUUUUCCCUCAGAGAUUACCUUUCCCAUUUAAGAAAAA